CCAUUCUCAGAAUCAAGAUGUUGUGAUUGUCCACCCAACUGUUUCUGCAUUUAUGAGUGAACAAGAAGAUGCUUUCCAUGGAGACUGCACAAAUAGCAAAUCACAAAACAAUGAAGGAAAUCAUUUGGAGAUGCUUGCUCUUGCUGCUGAAAAUGAAACUAUUAAAAAACAUCUUGCUGGCUAAUUCUUCAAAACACUGAACUGAAAAGGAAAGUUGCAAAUGCAGAACAAAAAUCAAAGGAAUUAAGAGAAGAUAAUAAAAAACCUAAGUUAAUGAGUGCUGCAAAGAUAAGAGAAAAUGUGAAAAAAGAUGAAUUUGUGUAUUAUACAGGACUUACAGCCAAACAAUUUAAAGCUUUUUAUAACUUUCUAGUUCCACAAGAGAACCCUUUCAAGAUGUCCAAACGAAUAAAAAGUGCUGAAAAUCUAACCAUGGAGGAUCAACUGUUGUUAGUUACGAUGAAACUUCGUCAAAAUUUUGACUUUGCUCAUCUUGGGAAUUUAUUUGGUAUGACACAACAAGAUGCCAGUUCACUCAUUAAAAAUUGGAUUCAGUAUAUGUUUCAUCGUUGUGGUUCUGUUUCAAUUUGGCCACACAGAGAUAUCAUUAUUUCUGAAAUGCCACCAACUUUUCGCGAAGAAUUCCCAAACACUCUAGUUAUUAUUGAUGGAACAGAAAUAAAGAUUCAGAGACCAAGUUCUAUGACCCGUCAAAGCCAGUGUUAUUCUGAUUAUAAGUCUUGCAAUACGUUGAAGGGGCUUGUUGGAAUUGACCCCAGAGGCUCAAUCAUAUUCGCUUCAAUGUUGUUUUCAGGUGCCAUUUCUGACAAGGAAAUUACCCGACAGAGUGGAUUUCUAUCAUUAUUACAAGAAUUAAAAGAAUGUGGAAAAAUAAAUGAUGGUGACGGUGUGAUGGUUGAUAAAGGUUUCCACAUUUCAGAGGAAAUUGAGAAACUUGGCCUUAAAUUAAACACUUCACCUUUUGCCAGGUCAGGAAGUCAGAUGAGUAAGGCCGACAUAAAACUCACAGAAAAAAUUGCGAGACACAGAGUCCAUGUCGAGCGAGCUAUAAGUCGGGUAAAAAACUUUAAGAUACUGUCGCAAAGAAUAGACUUGGCAUUAUUUACCUGCAUAAAUCGGAUCUGGUUUGUGUGCUGCUUCGUGACAAACUUCAUGGGAUAUUUGAUUAAAUAAAAGUAGACUGUAAACGCAUACUAAAUGAAAUGCUGUCAGUUCACUUAUACUGAUGGAACUAAUAUCUAGUUAAGUCUUUUGCGAACAGUGCAGAUCAUGAUCAGUCUACAUUUGCUUGAAGACUGAUCAUGAUCUGCAAUGUUCUCUGUUCAGUCACUAGCUUUUCAUUGAACACACGGUAUAAUGGUAUAUACUUACAUGGUAAGACAAUCCACUUCCUACAACUUGUGGACCUAUAUGUGUGUCGGUAUAUUUUGUACUUGUACUUGAUUCUUCUACUAAGUAUGAAAUUGGAGAUCCAUUAAGUUGUUUCAAAGCUGAGAUACAGUCAUUUGUAACAGGGAUUUUCCUGAAAAUAUAUUUGUCAAAUAUAAAUUAGAAAAGGUUAUGAUGAAUAUUGAUUUUGUGUUAACGAUUGUACUAUAAUAGCAUCAAUUUAUAAUAAAUAAAUCAGUUUAUUUUC
Molecule: messenger RNA, 1657 nt
Organism: Mercenaria mercenaria
Lineage: Eukaryota; Metazoa; Mollusca; Bivalvia; Venerida; Veneridae
Exons: 2
Coding region: 274-1194 (306 amino acids)
Source: RefSeq, a predicted model, not a curated record